AUGGCGGGACCAUCGGCUGCUGUAGCAGUACUCGCCUGCUACCUUCUCUUGCCACUCGCCCAGGCUGGCAGUCCAAUUACACCCAACUUUGCCUGGAACAUCACUCUCCCAGCAACCUCCGGGAUGUUCAGGUUCUUUGCCAGCGGCAACUCGUCCGCAAAGUGGAGCCAGACCUUUGAGGGCGCACCACAGCCAUAUGCCAAAGGCCAAGUGGCUGUGGGCGACGGUUAUUACAACAUAUCCACCACUUUUGCUGGGGCAGGAAGCGGCGCUGUUCAAGCCGAUGCGGUCUUAAGGGCCUACGGUCGUAGUGUUUGGUUCAACGGCGCCCUCACGCUCGGCAACGAGGCCUACCAAGCCUUUCUGAGCCCUGAUGGCAACAGCUUGCCAGACGCCUCGCCGUCAGAGCCAUUUGGAAGCACUGCAGGCCCGCAGCUUGCAAGUUGGUCGGGUAACGCUUGGGAUUAUCGGUAUUGGCGACUCGGCAUUCCUUCAAACUAUACCGGUGACUUGACUUUGCGCGUCGACUCGGCCACCCUCGAGACUGGCAUGGAACUUCUGGUGGACAACCCAACUUGGGACGACGUCAACAUCACCGACAUCCAUGCUGUCGACGACACAGGCGCUAUCAACGCGUUCUUCAACUGCACGAGUGAUUGGAAUGUCAUCACAAGCCUAGGUGGCGGUGUUUCUGGCCAACAACCAGUGGCCUACAACGCAACGCAGGUGCUGUCCAACUACUAUCCCAACGCUGCUUGCAUCUUCCCUCUCCCAACCAACAUGUCGUAUAUCAUGUUCAACGGAACACUCGGCCCAGACUACCUGCUGCAGCAAAUCACCCUCUCCCCAUCACCUCCGGGAGCAAGCAACCUGGUAACGUCCAAUUCCAUGAUUUACGCCGUGCCGUACAAUGUGCCCAACUCGCCCAUGUACAUGGCCGCGCUGGACCCCAGCGUCCAGUACAGCGUCACAAUCAACUCGAGGGAUCCGAUCCACGCCACGAACAGCGGAUUUUCCGGUAUCACUCUGUGGUCCACCAAGGGGGUAAACGGCGCAUCGUCAGACUCGAGCGCGAGCUCGGCGACAGGUGGAGUGGCUGCCACUCCCAGCGGAAACAAGAAGGACGAUUCAAACACCUCGACAAACGUGACUCAGUCCUCCCACAUUGGCCCUAUUGUUGGCGGCGUCAUCGGCGGCCUUGCUGUCAUUGUCCUUCUGUUGGGUACCUUCCUACUCUGCCGUCGCCGCCGCAGGAAGCAGCAGUUAAACGAAAAGGAGGUCAUGAACAUUGACGCUGGACCAAAUGUUCCGGAACACAGCGUCUCCCCCUUCAUGUCCUCGGCACACCACAGUGCCCUUGGUGGCACGGGUGCGUACCACAUCGGACCAGAUGGCAAGAUCAUCCAGGAACGCAACUCGAUGCUCGCCCACCUCCCAUCCGACCAGACGACCCAUCGCUCCCUCUCAACGCAAGACUGGGACCGGGAAAUUAUUGCCGAGAGCGACGCGGGCGGCCUGGAGGCUGCGACCUUCCAGCGCUCGAUGGAGCCCGAGCGCGUCCCGCCAGAAUACAACCCAGAGUGGGCGGCCCGUCCUGUUGUUCCGACCGGUUUCCUCGAACCACCGCGUGUGUCAGAGUCUGCGUCAAGUUCAUCCAUGCUGUCGCCGUCGCCCAUCUACGUCGAUGCCUUGCACCACGCCAAGUUUGGCGGCAACAGCCCCGCUUCGUCGGCGACGUCGUUGUCCGAGCUGGCAAACCAGGGGCGCAAUAUCGAGACAGCGGGAAUGCCGACCAAGUUGAGGCACGAUGGCGCGUUUGAGGGCACGUUUGGAGGCAGCACCGUGUCGCCCACCACGGCGAGGUCGAGCUUCCACCAAAGGCCCGGAUACGGGACUGUCGGUGGUAGCAGUGACGACAAGUCGGACUGGGUGAGCUACAGCGGUGGCUCAUCAUCCGGCACCGGCACAAACUGA
Messenger RNA from Apiotrichum porosum, 1974 nucleotides. RefSeq lists its product as uncharacterized. Lineage: Eukaryota; Fungi; Basidiomycota; Tremellomycetes; Trichosporonales; Trichosporonaceae. Bases 1 to 1974 code for a protein of 657 amino acids. The transcript is spliced from 5 exons. The record is from RefSeq and is a predicted model, not a curated record.